UUCUCAUACUCACUAUCAAACAAAUUAUAUAUUUUUCAUUCAAAAUUUUCUUCAAUUAUUGCAAUUUACCAUCCAUUUAAUAAGAAAUUAAGAGAGAGUUUGAAAACUUGACGAGUUGCAAAACCUUUGAAAAUGUUGUACACAUGUUGUACAGAAUAUAGCAUCCAACACUAUUAGUGACAUCCAACCCGACUUCCUUUUCGUCUCCCGACGUCCGAACAGGAACAUGGGAAAGUUCCAGGCUCCGGCUAAGGGUCGCCCUGCCAAGGGCAAGGGAAAGAAGAAGGCUGAAACCGUCAAGUUCAUUGUUGACUGCACUCAUCCUGUUGAGGAUGGGCUCAUGCAGGUGUCUGACUUUGAAAAGUUCCUCCAGGAGCGUAUCAAGGUGAAUGGAAAGACCAAGAACUUUGGCAAGAAUCUGCACAUUGAGCGUGCCAAGAGCAAGAUCACUGUCAGUGCCAACAAUGACAUCAAGAUGGGCAAGAGGUACCUGAAGUACCUGACCAAGAAGUACCUGAAGAAGAACAGCCUGCGUGACUACCUGCGCGUGGUGGCCAGCUCCAAGGACUCGUACGAGCUGAAGUACUUCAGCUUCGACGACGAUGAGGAUGAGGGCGAUGACAACGAGGAUUAAAUGUCGCAAUAAACGUCAUCUGAUCGUC
Messenger RNA from Amphibalanus amphitrite, 662 nucleotides. RefSeq names its product 60S ribosomal protein L22-like. The record is from RefSeq and is a predicted model, not a curated record. Gene Ontology annotation, molecular function: structural constituent of ribosome; RNA binding. Gene Ontology annotation, cellular component: ribosome. Gene Ontology annotation, biological process: cytoplasmic translation. Bases 227 to 634 code for a protein of 135 amino acids. NCBI's taxonomy places the organism in Eukaryota, Metazoa, Arthropoda, Thecostraca, Balanomorpha, Balanidae. The transcript is spliced from 4 exons.